AUGAGUGCUCUUCUAUUCCUGACACAGCUGUUGAGUCUUCUUCCGACCUUUCAUGAGUUCACCUCGUACUGUUACCCUCACCUUUGCCUCAACGAUCUGAACAGCGGAUCGGCGCUUGUCUCAAACUCUCACAAGUUCGCACAUGAUUCGAGAAGUACUUUCCGGCCCAAUAUGUCUGUCGACACUUGGCGACUCCCGUACCUGACUACUGGCGCAGACGACAUGCAUAUUCGGCCCGCCUUCUCGAAGCAACAGUUCAAGCCCGGUAUCGUUCCUAUCUCCCUUCGAGGGUCAGUCUCGAGAAUCAGCAUAUCGUCGAUUGUCACUGUCCCCCUGGCUGUCCAAGAACGAUACUCCCAGAAACCGCGACAACAUACCAGAACACUCCGAGUCUCGAUAGAUCACAUGUCCCUGGCAACCCGAGUGUUCAGUACUACAGAACCUGGGAACAAGCUUUGGGUAGUCGAUUGGCGCACGCCACCGCCGCUGUCCGACCGUUCCUUCCCUGCACCGAGCAGCCACGGCGACACAUUCCCGAUUUGGCCAUCGUGUCCUCUGCUAUUGGUGCUGAAAGAAGCAUACCAUUAA
This is a messenger RNA of Fusarium fujikuroi IMI 58289, 588 nucleotides long. RefSeq lists its product as uncharacterized. The coding region runs from base 1 to 588 and encodes 195 amino acids. The transcript has 2 exons. Lineage: Eukaryota; Fungi; Ascomycota; Sordariomycetes; Hypocreales; Nectriaceae. The record is from RefSeq and is a predicted model, not a curated record.